AUGAGCCUACUUCGUCUCGGGUCAUCCGCCUUCCGGGCCAUCCAUCCGCGUUUCCUCUCCCAAGGCGCUUUCGAGAAGGCCCAGGCGGAUUUGAAGAAGCUGAAGGAAGAGCCGGACAACGAGACGAAGCUCAAGAUCUAUGCGCUGUACAAGCAGGCAAGCGAGGGUGACGUUGCCGGCUCACGGCCCGGGAUGAUGGACUUUGUGAAGCGGGCAAAGUACGAUGCGUGGAGCCAGUUGAAAGGCACUACCAAGGACGAUGCCUCUUCAAAGUACGUCGGACUGAUCAAGCAGCUGCUGGCCGAGGAUGCAACGGAAGUGGCGGAUAGCGGACCCGGGAUUGCGGAGCUGCCAAAGAUUCAAGGGCUAGAUUACGCAAUCGAAGGAAAAGUCUUCAAAAUGACGCUGAACCGCCCGAAGAAAUUCAACGCGCUCACGCUGGACAUGUAUCGCGGAAUCCAGGAAGGUCUAAAAUACGCUCAAGGAAACCCCAGCGUAACGAUCGCUGUUUUGACUGGUACUGGCAACUACUUCUGCUCGGGCAACGAUCUCAGCAACUUUGCCGCCGCGGCGACGAAAGAUGCGGCCGGCGUCAAGGAGAUGGCCGAAGAGGCAAAAGUUGUUCUGAGGGACUACGUUAAGGCUUACAUCGAUUUCGACAAGCCGCUCGUCGCCCUGAUCAACGGCCCGGCCAUCGGCAUUUCCGUGACCGUGUUGGCGCUGUUUGACGCGGUUUACGCCACGAAUAAGGCGACGUUCCAAACGCCCUUCGCUCAAGUCGGCCAGAGCCCGGAGGGCGCCUCCGCCUACACGUUCCCAUUGUUGAUGGGCCCGACGCGUGCUGCUGAGUUUCUCCUCUUCGGGCGCAAACUCUCGGCUCUCGAGGCGAAGGAGUUCGGCCUGGUCAAUGAGGUGUUCGAGGAGGCUACCUUCAUUCAGCAAACCUCCUCUCUGCUCGCCAAGUAUUCAUCGCUGCCCCCGGAGAGUAUGCGCGAGAGCAAGAAGCUGCUCCGCAAGAUCCACAAGGACAAUUUGUACAAGGUCAACGAGGAGGAGUGUGACCUGAUCUGCGACCGCUGGCAGAGCGCCGAGUGCAAGAAUGCCAUCGCCAACUUCCUGAGCAAGUCGAAGAAG
This is a messenger RNA of Mesorhabditis spiculigera, 1134 nucleotides long. The record is from the annotation of a GenBank genome assembly. Lineage: Eukaryota; Metazoa; Nematoda; Chromadorea; Rhabditida; Rhabditidae.